AUGCAUCAUCACCCACUAAUGGAAAUCUCAGAGAGCCCCGACCAUCUCUUGCUUCUCAAGCUAAGUCAAAGAGAAGAGGACCUUUUUGGCCAGUGCAUCGCUCUCAAACAAACUAGAUUGGACUCGAUAAAAAGAGAGCUUUUUCAACUGAGCUGUUUCUUCUUCAUCUUUCAUGGGUUUUUCUCUACCAUUUUGUUUACCUCUUCGGUUAACUCCCAAGAGGAGCAUAAACAGACUUACAAGAAAUGGUGGAUACCUGGUCUAUUAUCUGUCUCUACCUCGCUUGUUCUUGUGUUCUUCGUCCAGGUGAAACUUUGCAGGUAUUGGAAGGUGUCAAGGCAGUUGCAAUGGGAGAGAAACGAUGGGCGAUCACUCACGAGGUUCAUUCAGGAACUAAGGAUGAAAGGAGCUAGCUUUGAUUUGUCGAAGGAGCCACAGAGUGGGAAGAGGAUGAAAAGCUCAGGCGUGGAGAUAAAAUGGAAGUCGAUUAAUUGGUGUUGGCUUCAUGGGAAGAAGAAGAAGCUGAAGACGAAGGGAGGUUUUGCUUCUGUGGGGAAACUCACGGUGGAAUCGUCUUUGGCUCAGUGUGGGUCUAAGGAGGGAAGCUUCAAGAGUAGGGACGUGCCGUUGAGGGAAGGGAGGGGGAGGGAUGGAGGAACAAACUCUGCGCUUCGGUUUGUGGAGUGUUCGAGAGAAGAAACACAGAGAGGGAAAUUGAGGAGGGAGAUGCCACAAACGGUGUGGUUUUGGUUAAACGAAAUGGUGCAUUUUCAAUUUUCCACAUCAUCACCGUUUACACAUCGAUUGAAUGGGUCGACUGUAUCCAGCGUUUUUUAUAUUGGAAACCAUAGGCAAUAA
Molecule: messenger RNA, 858 nt
Organism: Juglans regia (Persian walnut)
Lineage: Eukaryota; Viridiplantae; Streptophyta; Magnoliopsida; Fagales; Juglandaceae
Exons: 1
Coding region: 1-858 (285 amino acids)
Source: RefSeq, a predicted model, not a curated record